Pyrus x bretschneideri (Chinese white pear) is the source of this 5390-nucleotide messenger RNA. Its product is annotated as endoribonuclease Dicer homolog 3a. The coding region runs from base 226 to 5193 and encodes 1655 amino acids. Gene Ontology annotation, biological process: siRNA processing. NCBI's taxonomy places the organism in Eukaryota, Viridiplantae, Streptophyta, Magnoliopsida, Rosales, Rosaceae. Gene Ontology annotation, cellular component: cytoplasm; nucleus. The record is from RefSeq and is a predicted model, not a curated record. Gene Ontology annotation, molecular function: protein binding; RNA binding; ribonuclease III activity. The transcript is spliced from 25 exons.
UACGUGACCGCCGGCGGAUUUUAGCAAAACCCACAAAAGGGCUGCGAAAGAGAGUUACGGGACAGUGUUAGCUCUCCACUCUCCGUUACUCUGCAAAAGCAGUGAAGAGAGAGCACCCAAUCUCCGGGGCUCACGAUUCUCGCGUUCUUCACCUUCCGCCAUCUUCUUCCGGCGUCUCUCGCAUUCUCGGCGGGAAUCGGAAUCAAAGGACGGAGCUUUCACGGCAUGGAAGUAGAGGAAUCCAAUUCCAGCCCCCUCAAUCAUACCCCCGAUGAUGACCAGUCACCGCAGUCUUCCAAGAAAUUCAGUCCCAGACGGUAUCAGUCGGAGGUGUAUGAGGUUGCGCGGCGGAAGAACACGAUAGCGGUGCUGGAAACCGGUUCCGGGAAGACGAUGAUAGCUGUGAUGCUCAUCAGAGACUACGAAGGCUGCCAAACUAUUAAUUCAAGUAGUGGUGCCAAAAAAUUGAUUAUUUUCUUGGCUCCAACUGUUCAUCUUGUUCACCAGCAAUUUAAGGUUAUUAAAGAAAGCACAAAUUGUAGAGUGGGAGAGUAUUAUGGAGCCUUGGGGGUGGACUCGUGGAACAUGGAGUGCUGGGAAAAGGAAAUAAAUGAGCACGAUGUGCUAGUUAUGACCCCCCAGAUUCUUUUGGAUGCCUUAAGAAAUGCAUUCUUGAGUUUGGAAGCAGUAUGGUUGAUGAUUGUUGAUGAGUGCCAUCGGGCUAUUGGGAACCAUCCAUAUACAAAGAUAAUGAAGGAAUUUUAUCACAAGUCUAGUAAAAAGCCAAAGAUUUUUGGCUUGACGGCAUCACCUGUUAUUAAAAAAGGCAUCUCAUCCACAAAGGAUUGUGAGGGGCAGUUAUCAGAACUUGAAAGCACUUUAGAUUCCCAGAUUUAUACUAUUAAGGACAUAACAGAGAUGGAAGUAUGUGUCACCUCUGCAAAAGAAACAUGUAGAUUUUAUGGCCAAGCAUGGUUUCCGUGUUCAGAUUUGAAAGAAAAGAUGAAAGCCUCUUGGUCCAAGGUUGAUGCUUCAUUGUCAAAGUUGCAAGAAUCAGUAGAAAGUAAUGUGAAUGACAUGGAGGAUAAAAUUAAGACAUUGCGGAAACGAAUGUCUAAUGACUACACAAAGAUCUUGUAUUGCCUUGAUGACCUUGGUCUCAUAUGUACUUACGAGGCUGUUAAGAUCUGUUUAGAGAAUGCUCCGAAGUGCAACGAGGUGAUUGAACUUUAUAGAGAAGGCUCUUUGCAGUGCAGAUGUUUUCUUGAGGAAGUGUUUGGUAUAAUUAAGGAAUCAUUUCUGCACGGUUCUGAAAAUUUUUUGGAUUUCGGGUUUGACUAUUUGAAGGCAGUAGAUGUGGGCUACAUAUCUCCAAAAUUAAAUGAACUUGUUCAAAUUUUUCAUUCUUUUGGAAGAUCUAGGGAAGUACGGUGCCUCAUAUUUGUUGAUAAAAUCAUCACAGCUAAAGUGAUUGAGAGAUUCAUUAAGAAAGUUACCUCCCUGUCUCAUUUUACGGUUUCCUAUUUGACUGGAAGCACUACAUCAGUUGAUGCUCUGGCGCCGAAAAUACAAAAGGAGACAUUGGAGUUAUUCUGCUCUGGGGCGGUCAAUUUAUUAUUUGCUACCGAUGUAGUUGAGGAGGGAAUUAAUGUUCUGAGCUGCUCCUGUGUGGUACGUUUCGACUUGCCAAAGACAGUGCGUAGUUAUGUCCAGUCAAGGGGACGAGCUCGGCAAGAUAACUCUCAAUUCAUCACAAUGCUGGAGAGGGGAAACAAGAAACAAAGGGAUCAACUAUAUGAGAUUGUCAAGAGUGAGUGUUUGCUGAUAGAUACAGCUGUCAAAAGAGAUCCUGAAGCAUGCAUUUUGAAAGAAUGUAUUUUGGAGGAAACAAAUAUAUAUACUGUGGAUUCCACCAGAGCAUUAGUCACUGCAGAUUCCAGUGUCAGUCUUAUACAUAAAUAUUGUGAAACGCUGCCUAGGGAUAAGUACUUCACUCCAAACCCAACUUUUCAUUUCUCAUAUCUUGGAGGGUCUUAUGAGUGUAAGAUUACAUUGCCUCCAAAUGCGGCUUUCCAAACUUUAGUUGGCCCUGCAUGCAAGAAAUCUUCUUUAGCAAAGCAGCUUGUCUGCUUGGAAGCAUGUAAGCAGCUACAUCAAAUGGGUGCCCUGAAUGACCAUCUUCUCCCAGUCAUUGAUGUGCCCGAUGUGAAAAGAAAAGAGGAAGCUUCUGGUGCAGGAACUACUAAAAGGAAGGAACUACAUGGUACAAAUGACAUUCGUAUGCUAUCUGGAACUUGGGGGGAGAAACUUGAUGGUGCUAUUUUUCAGGCAUAUAAGUUUGACUUCUCCUGUAAUAUUGCCAGUGAGUUGUAUUCUGGAUUUGUUUUUCUCAUUGAAUCGAAGCUUGCUGAUGAUGUGGGGAAUAUCAAAUUGGAUCUUUACCUGCUUUCGAAGACAGUUAAGGCUUCUGUUUCUUCUGGUGGGGAGGUUCAUUUGGAUGGGGAACAGAUGGAAAAAGCAAAGUGCUUCCAGGAAUUUUUCUUUAAUGGAUUGUUUGGGAAAUUGUAUGGAACCAAAUCAGCUAGAAAACAGAGAGAACUUUUACUGGAGAAAGAAACAAGAAAACUGUGGACUCCAUCAUGCUUGUAUUUGCUUCUUCCGGUUGAGACAUUGAAUGAUUCAAAAGAUGAAUCCUGGAGAAUAAAUUGGGCAGGGAUCAAUUCUUGUGUUUCUGUGGUAGAGUUCUUAAAGAGAAACUCGUCUUUGGGCAGUCACCAGUGUAACCUUGACACAGGGAAUUCAGUUCCAAGUAGAACUGUCUCAUCUGAGACUGAGUGCAGCAGUGCGGGGAUAGUUCACUUUGCUAAUUGCUCUGUUGAUGUAAAAAAUCUCAAAGAUACGGUGGUGGUGGCUAUCCAUACUGGAAGAAUCUACUCAGUUUAUGAGGUUAUGAGUAACACUUCGGCUGAGAGUCCUUUUGAUGGAAAGAAAGACAAUGUACCAUCACAAUAUACUUCAUUUUCUGAGUACUUCAACAAAAAAUAUGGGAUUGUGCUCCUAUAUCCUGGUCAGCCUCUGUUGCGACUGAAACAAAGUCAUAAUCCGCACAACCUUCUUGUGAACUUCAAUGGUGAAGGUGGUAAUGGUAAGACAUUGCAAUCUGGCGUUGUUAUUGGAAAGCAGCGCAUGUAUGCUCACAUGCCACCUGAGCUUCUAGUCACUAUUGGUGUCCCAAGAGACGUUCUAAAGUCAUGUUAUUUACUACCAUCAUUGAUUCAUCGCUUGGAGUCCCUGAUGCUAGCCAGUCAACUUAGAGAAGAGAUUAAUUAUCAUUGUAGCAGCUUUGGGAUAUCAAGCUCAUUGAUUCUAGAAGCACUUACAACACUAAGAUGUAAUGAUGAUUUUUCUAUGGAGCGCCUGGAAUUGCUUGGUGAUUCAAUUUUAAAAUAUACCGUGAGCUGCCACCUCUUUCUCAAAUACCCCAAAAAGCAUGAAGGACAGUUAACUAACUAUCGCAUGCUGACUAUUUGUAACUCAAAUCUACAUAGAUUGGGAAUGAAUCGCAAGUUACAGGGAUAUAUCCGUGAUGGUGCAUUUGACCCAUGUCGUUGGGUUGCUCCAGGGCAGAUUUCUCUACGACCUGUUCCUUGUAAUUGUGGAGUGGAGACUUUAGAAGUACCUUUAGAUAGCAAAUUCCAAACUGAAGACCCAAAAGUUGUGGUUGGAAAGAGCUGUGAUAAGGGCCAUAGAUGGAUGUGUUCAAAAACAAUCUCUGAUUGUGUUGAAGCCCUUAUAGGAGCAUACUAUGUUGCUGGUGGAUUGCCUGCUGCCUUGCAUGUGAUGAAGUGGCUCGAUAUUGAUGUAGAACUUGAACCUUCCUUGGUUGCUGAUGCAAUUAUGACGGCAUCUCUUCAUUCGUACACCUCGAAAGCUAAUGAGAUUGCAGUCUUGGAGUCAAAGCUUCACUAUGAAUUUUCUACCAAGGGUCUCUUACUGGAGGCCAUGACACAUGCAUCUGACCAAGAAUCAGGAGGUGGCUACUGUUAUGAGCGACUUGAAUUUCUAGGCGACUCUGUGUUGGACCUGCUUAUCACAAGGCAUCUCUAUCACAGCCACACAGAUAUUGAUCCAGGCGAGUUAACUGACUUGCGCUCAGCUUCUGUUAAUAAUGAAAGUUUUGCGCAAGUUGCUGUUAGACAUGACCUCCAGCAGCAUCUGCAACAUGCAUCGAUGUUACUUCUAAGUCAGAUAACAGAAUAUGUGAAGUCUCUUUCAGAACCUGACAAUGGUACCACACUUCAAGGCACCAAAGGUCCUAAGGCUCUUGGAGACAUGGUGGAAAGUAUUGCAGGGGCUAUUCUAAUUGAUACCAAACUUAAUCUUGAUGAAGUGUGGAGAAUUUUUGAGCCAUUAUUAUCUCCAAUUGUGACUCCUGACAAACUUGAGCUGCCUCCACUACGGGAGCUGAUUGAAUUAUGCGACUUGUUCGGGUACUAUAAAAAAGAGAAGUGUACCAAUAAGGGUGAAACAGUUCAUGCGGAGCUGACUGUACAACUGAAAGAUGUUCUGUUGACUGGAGAGGGGUGCGAUCGGACUAAAAAAGGUGCAAAAGGAGAAGCAGCUCGUCGUUUACUCAAGAAACUUGAGGAAAGAGGUAUUUCAUUUUCCAAGAAGAGGAAACUGGAUGCUGACCAAUUAGGUGAUUCCUCUUCCCUUGACAUCAACCAUAAGGUCAGCGACCAAGUAACUGUCAAAGAUUCUUCAGCGUUAAUGGUCUAUAAAAGGCGAAAGACAACUGAAAUGCCUCUAGCUGUUCCACCAACUGGAGUUUCUCCUUCAGUAAUUGCCAGGAAAACCUCUAGCCCCAACAAUGCCGCCCCAGUCAUUAAAGCAAUCAACAUGAAGAAAGGAGGGCCUCGAUCUGCUCUUUUUGCUCUGUGCAUGAAACAACAGUGGCCAAAGCCGGGCUUUAAAAUAACAGAAACUCAGUCAAGAACUCCAAUCACAUUUGGUGAAAGCUCAACCAAGUACUUCAACAGUUUUGUCGCACAAGUAACCUUGCACAUACCCAACUCCGGCGUCAUUGAAUGCACAGGAGAUGCUAGACCUGACAAGGGGAGUUCAGAAGAUUCUGCAGCCGUCGUCUUGUUUCAAGAGCUUCAACGGCAGGGAAGAGUUGUAAUUGGUGGCUGAUAAGAUAUCUUUUUCCGGCUAGUUUCAUAAUUUAAGAAUCGGAGGGUUUAAUAAUUUUCGAAUCCACCAUCCCAGUUAUCUUUGUUCUUAUGGAGCAGUUGGGAUCUCGCAUUGCCAUGGAUCCAUGGAGCAUAGUUUAUCUCAAUGUAAGUGGAUUAACAUCACCAGGAAUAAAACUGUAAAUUAUGUGCUGCCUU